AGUGCACGCGGAUACACCCAUGUUAUACAAGCCUUUCAUUUAUGUAAAUGUGAUCUGGUAUAAUAGGUGUAACAGGCGUGAGUACUUAGAAAAAGUACAAGGGUUACUCAGUACAACAAGCAACCAUGAAAACACAGGGACAUAAACCGCUGCUGAUGCUGCUUAUUCUUCUGACAUUUGCUGUCUACAUCGCAAUAUUGUUUAUGAAUUUUCUGUCAUCAUCUUGGACUCUAGUUGGCCAAGACUUUGAAGGUUUGUUUCUGAACAACACUGGGGAUGUCUCGGACUAUUUUUACCUUGAAAUCACACCUGCUGGCUGGACUUUCUCAAUCUGGGGCUUUAUCUACACUUGGCAGUUCUUAUGGCUGAUCUAUGUGGCGGCCAGUAUGUGCCGCAAAUCCACAAUGGGAAGCUACUUGUAUGUGGAUCCACAGCUUGUUCCAACAGGACUGUUCUUUGUCUUCAUCAUCAACAAUGUCCUGAACGUCGCUUGGCUUAUUCUGUUUGAUCGCAUGCUCAUCAUCUGGUCCAUGGUGGAUCUAUUUCUUAUAACUUUCUCACUCUACGUGGCAAUUUUCUUGACCCAUCGCCAACUUGAGAAGAUAGCGCCGAACCUGGUCAGCAUGAAGUCAGUGAAGGACAUCUGGAUGAUUCGAUUCUUUGUCCAGAAUGGCUUGGCCUUCUACGCCACCUGGUGUACAAUUGCCUCACUCCUGAACACCGCCAUAGUCCUGUCAUACACCAUAGGCAUUAAACAGGACAUUGCAUGCACCAUUGUUUUGGGCGUCCUUGCAGGAGAGAUUUUGGUCUGGUUUGGUCUGGAUAUUUUUGUCUUUGAUAGAUACACCCGUUACAACUUCAGCCCAAUCAUUGUCCUCAUUCUCGCUCUGAGUGGAAGCCUCGCCAAGAACUGGGAUCCCGAGAAGCGCAAUUCCAUCAUCACCGUGGCGAUCCUUGGAGUAGCAGUGGUCAUUGGAUUGGUCAAGGUUAUUCUGAUGUUUUACCGCCACUGUACUCGGCCGCUGUACAGCCACUUGUAUACAUUGGAUAAAAUAUAAUCCCGGCCAUUGCUAUUAAACUUGCACUCAUUUGAAGAAAGUGAAAAUGCAAGUGUUAACUUUGGUGCAGCUUAUAAAAACAGCUGAAUUAGUGUUAGUUAUAUAAUAUGCCAAACAAUGUUUAUAUUUUUGUUACAUUUUUUCUGAAUAUGCUUCUCAUUAGUCAUACAUAUGAAUUUAUUGAGCUAACACAAUUCAAAACCUUUGACUGCCUGAAAGUCUUCAAUAUUUCACAAAACAAAAAAAUCAUUUUGAUACUUUUAGACUUACGUAAGAAAAUAGUUAAAGGUUGUAAUAAAAAAAUUUUGCUAAAGGUCAACAGCGUCUAACCAGCUGUACAAGUGUAAGUACUUAAAAUGCAGAUAAAGUGAGGAAAAAUCUCGAUACAAUUUUAUUAUUAUUUCAAGGUCAAACUGGGGUGAUGGCCAGUUUGAUAAGGUUAAAAAGUUUGUCCCCACUACAUGUUGUUAAAAAAGCUUGUCCCCACUACAUGUUGUUAAACACAGUUUGAAACCCCUUUAGCAGCCACGAAAAAAAUUUACCCCCUAGCUACUGGAGGGGACAGGCCAGACAGUUAAGCUGAUUACACUGAGCUGCUUAAGUAAGAAUCCCCUCAGCGAUACAUCGAUCCUGCUGGACUGGUAACUUAUAAUCUGAACUUAGCGUAUGGACUCUCAUUCAAAAUAUGCAAUCUGAUGAUUUCUAGUUGUGCAAUGCUUUUUGUAGUUUUAUGGAUUUAAAGAAAUGCUUC
Messenger RNA from Lingula anatina, 1809 nucleotides. RefSeq lists its product as uncharacterized. Lineage: Eukaryota; Metazoa; Brachiopoda; Lingulata; Lingulida; Lingulidae. The record is from RefSeq and is a predicted model, not a curated record.